UAGAACUAGGGCCCAUAUGGGAUGCUUGGUCCAUAGUAGAGGCUUAGCUUGCUACAGCACCCAUCCCGUCAGUUCCUUUCUUGUGUCCAAAGGGAAUGCAUGACUCAGGUGCCACAUCAGUCUUCUUGGCUGAAUAUAGUAACCCUCAACAAUUUCAAAACUCAGUUUUCUCUUCCCCACCUAGUAGUCUGCACAAUUUAAAUGACCUGGGCAGUUCUGUCCAAAGCAAUGAAGAUAGGCAGAAUAAUGGCCUAUAACCUCUGAUGAUGUCUUAAUAUUUAGUACUUAUUAUUUUAUUUAAUGUUUUGUGAACCUCUGUUAGCUUUAGGUUUCAAAUUCACUGAGUGAUAUUGUAUUUUAUCUUCCUGAUGAUACCUGAAUUCCCUGCUUUCUCUGUUAUGCAGAUUUUUAUUUGAAGUCCAUCAUUCCUGUGAGUAUAAACUGGAUCAUAACUUUUCUUAUUCACUCCAAAGUAUAUUUUACCUUUUAUGCCCCGCCUACUUCUUCCUUGUGUAUAAAUUCUAUAUUUACAUAUAGAAUUUCUAAGUUAAAUGAAUAGACUUUCAUAGCACUGACCCAGUGAAGGAGUGCUCUGUAUAUCCACUAAGGCUAAUCAUAAAAUAUAUAAUUGUUUAAAGUUGGGUGAUAACCAGCUUAGAAUGGUUUUGUUUGUUCUUAGAGUCAGUUUGUCAGUGGAUUGUGGAUGCUGAUAGAAUGAUAGUCCUUUACAGAAAACCUGUAAGAGAACAAAAGAGCACUUGUUUAGACCUUAAAAUCUACUUUGGGAAGGAAUAUCUUUCUUGAUAAGGUUUAUCCUCAGGUUCUGAACCAGAUCCAAUAUCUUAGCCUAAAAUUCUCCACCACAGUUUUAUAAUAAUAAAAUUAGAAGCAUGUAGUGCCACCAAGUGACAUGCAUUGUUCUCAAUGUUUGAAACAUGUUGUCUCAAUUAGUAUUUACAGGAAACUUACCGUCUUCAUUUUAGAGAAAAUGUUUCUCCAAGGUUAAUAUUCUCAAGGUUCUACAGCUAGGUAUUUGAAGUAAAGCAAUAUUAUUUCCAGUUACCUUAUGAUUUGUGUUUUUGCUUUUUUAAACAAGUGGGGUUCUUUUGUUUUGUUUUUACUAUUGAUCUAUGAUAUACCCUGAUUGUAAUUAGCCCAUUCAUUCUUAAGAAUGGAAGUAUCUUUCCCUGGCAGGUUGGACUUUGCACAGUUCUUUGGCUACUUACUUUCUAGGAUUGGUAUUAAUGUUAGCGGGAAGGUUUAGAAAGCCAUCCCAACUAAAGAUAAUUUCAAAUUGUUUACUUUGCCUUUUCUGCAUCCACUUUUAUGAUGUUAUAACUCAUUUGCUGGUAUGUGUAUCUAGGUGCUGAUUUCUCUUUAGUUUUGCUUGUCGGCUAAAUAUGUCUAACAUCAUAAUUAAAAAGAAAACAAAAAGCACCUAAGGUUUUUCUUAUUUUUCUGUUUCAGAGAAGACUGCUGCCCUAUUUUUUCACAGUUCAGUGAUAGAUAAUGUGCAGACUGAUCAGUAUGACUCUUAGUUUUGUACGUUAUUUCAAUCCAUUCAUCCUAUUCUUUUGCUCAGAGGUUAGAUAAGAAUAGAAAUACUGUUAACAUUGAAAAAUCCUGGGCUCUAGCAUCUUAACAUUAGUGGCAGAAAUUUUGUCAUUUCCAUUGCUUGUACACCCAGUACUUAAAAAAGGGACCUGUCACACAGCAUAUAGUCAAUAAAUACUGAUCAUGUGAAUGCAUGAGUUUUGAAAUGAUUCUUUCAGUUUCUCCUAAACAAAGCAAAAAAGUAUCUUUAUUUUUCUUUUUUUAAAUUUAGUGUCACAAUUGAAGGAUCUGAGGAUGAAGAAACAACCGAAAAGUAUGAAAAUGUUGGAAAUACAGAGUGGUCAGAAGUAGGAUUUCAUUAGAAUAACAUGCAGGAAUCUAAGCUUGGUGCAACUUGUGACUGGGAUAGCAAGGUAAAGAUACAACUGGAAAAGACUGAGGAAAAAAGAAUGAAGGAAGACAAGGGUGACAUAAUGGAAAAGACUGACAAAACCAAGAACUUGGCAAAUAUUAAGAUGGAACAGGAAGAUGAAACUUCUGAGAAAAGGCUAUAUGUAAGCACCAAACAUCAGAUUGUAGAACAGCAAAACACCGAGCAAGACAGCCAUGUGGAGACCCUUAAUGGAACAUUUUACCCUGAUCUACAGCUGCAAACGAGCAGUGUUAAAAAAUCACAUCAAUGUGAUGAGUGUGGGAAAUCAUUCAAAUAUAAUUCCCGCCUUGUUCAACACAGAAUCAUGCAUACGGGGGAGAAGCGCUAUGAGUGUAAUGACUGUGGAGGAACUUUCCGUAGCAGCUCCAGCCUUCGAGUGCACAAGCGCAUACAUACUGGGGAGAAGCCGUAUAAAUGUGAGGAGUGUGGGAAAGCUUACAUGUCCUACUCCAGCCUUAUCAACCACAAGAGCACCCAUUCUGGGGAGAAGAACUGUAAGUGUGAUGAGUGUGGAAAAUCCUUCAAUUACAGCUCUGUUUUGGACCAACAUAAGAGGAUACACACUGGGGAGAAGCCCUAUGAAUGUGGUGAAUGUGGGAAGGCCUUCAGGAACAGUUCUGGCCUCAUAGUGCAUAAAAGGAUCCACACAGGAGAGAAGCCUUACAAGUGUGACAUCUGUGGCAAAGCAUUCAGCUACAGCUCAGGCCUCGCAGUCCAUAAAAGCAUUCACCCUGGGAAGAAAGCCCAUGAAUGUAAGGAAUGUGGGAAAUCGUUUAGUUAUAAUUCACUUCUUCUUCAACAUAAAACCAUUCACACUGGAGAAAGACCUUAUGUUUGUGAUGUAUGUGGGAAAACUUUCAGAAACAAUUCAGGCCUGAAGGUUCAUAGAAGACUCCAUACUGGGGAAAAGCCGUAUAAAUGUGAUGUAUGUGGGAAAGCCUAUAUCUCACGCUCUAGCCUUAAAAACCACAAAGGAAUUCAUCUUGGGGAAAAACCUUAUAAAUGUAGCUAUUGUGAGAAAUCUUUCAACUACAGUUCUGCCCUUGAACAGCAUAAAAGGAUUCAUACAAGGGAAAAACCAUUUGGGUGUAACGAGUGUGGAAAAGCCUUCAGAAAUAAUUCAGGCCUCAAAGUACAUAAACGAAUCCAUACGGGGGAAAGACCUUACAAAUGUGAAGAAUGUGGGAAAGCCUACAUCUCGCUCUCCAGCCUUAUAAAUCAUAAAAGCAUACACCCUGGAGAGAAGCCCUUUAAGUGCGAUGAGUGUGAGAAAGCCUUCAUCACAUACCGAACACUUACAAAUCACAAAAAAAUUCACCUUGGGGAGAAGCCCUACAAGUGUGAUGUGUGUGAGAAAUCUUUCAAUUACACCUCACUCCUUUCUCAACACAAAAGAGUACACACCAGAGAGAAGCCCUAUGAAUGUGACAGAUGUGAGAAGGUUUUCAGAAACAAUUCAAGCCUUAAAGUUCAUAAAAGAAUACAUACUGGGGAGAAGCCCUAUGAAUGUGAUGUGUGUGGAAAAGCCUACAUCUCACAUUCCAGCCUUAUUAACCAUAAAAGUACCCAUCCUGGUAAGACACCCUACACAUGUGAUGAAUGUGGGAAAGCUUUUUUUUCAAGCAGAACUCUUAUGAGCCAUAAAAGAAUCCACCUUGGGGAGAAACCCUUCAAGUGUAUUGAAUGUGGGAAAUCUUUCAGUUACAGCUCACUCCUUUCUCAACAUAAGAGAAUCCACACAGGUGAGAAGCCCUAUGUAUGUGAUAGGUGUGGCAAGGCAUUCAGGAACAGCUCAGGCCUCACAGUACAUAAAAGGAUCCAUACAGGUGAGAAGCCCUAUGAAUGUGAUGAGUGUGGGAAGGCAUACAUCUCACACUCAAGUCUGAUAAACCAUAAAAGCAUACACCAAGGUAAGCAGCCCUAUAACUGUGAGUGUGGGAAAUCUUUCAAUUAUAGAUCAGUCCUUGACCAACACAAAAGGAUCCACACUGGAAAGAAGCCAUACCGAUGUAAUGAGUGUGGGAAGGCAUUUAAUAUCAGAUCAAAUCUCACCAAACAUAAAAGAAUACACACUGGAGAGGAAACUCUGAAUGUGAUAAUGGGAAGUCACAGUGGCACAUUCCAGAUGAGAACUUAUGAGGGAGUGAAUGUCCUGGAUGGGACCAGGAUGAGGAUCCCUCUGUAGAAGAUGAACAAGUCUCGAAGAACUCAAGUGUAAGAGGGUGGAAUCUUUCAGAUUUAAAAAUAUCUGAGGUCUAUAUUCGUGGUUUAUAAUUUUUGUAGUAAAAUGAAACCAUUUUAGAUGACUGUGACUAUCCUUUCUCUGUGGUUUUUGAUCAUAGCAAGGAAGGCUCCAGUAUCAAGGCAGUUGAGCUCUUUGGAAUAUAACAUAAUUCGUAAUAGCUUUAAAAUCUAUUAUAGAACAUGAAAUAAUUCAAAACAAGCAGACACGACAUAAAAAAAAAGAAAGGAAUUAAGCAUAUAGUUACCCUAAGAAAGUUCAUAUUUGAAGAAAUUUUAUUGAAAACAAGGGAAUAGCUUCAAAUUGGUGAAAGAGAUAAAUAUAAGGAAGGCCUUUAAAAGUAAAUUCAGGGAGAGGUAGGCUUCAAGGAACAUAAAUUUAUUUAUCAACAGUAAUCUUGAAGUACAAAGUUGAUAUAAUUGAAUAAUUUGGUGGGGUGGAUGGUAACUUCUGAAAGAAAAUUUGGGUUUCCUUUUUGGGGAUGUACAAAGUAGAAACAUUCCUAAUGAGAUAGGAUACAGUCACUCAUAAAAGUACAAAUUUAGUAUUAUAAUAGCAUUAGUUGAGUGGGUGAAAUUUUUUAAAAGUAUUGCAUUGAAACUUUUUCACUGACAAAUAUGUAUCUAAGUGUAAAUCUACAAGAUUAUGCGACAGUGAAAAGUUCUUCCAUGGAGGGAAUUUGCACCUUACAAGACAGAAUUGAGUCAGGGAUUCCAAGGACUAGAAAUGUUGGGAAGGAAGGUAUAUUUUCAGCUAAAAGGCUAGCUACCUGUAAGCAAGAGAGAGGAGGAAACUGGUGUUUCUUAAUAAUCCUUUUAGGUUUCUGAGUGUUUUGAAAUGUGUUAUUGUAUAGAUUCCAUGUAUUGUGUGUGUAUUGUCUGUUGUAAAAGCUUAUGAAUAUAUUUGUACAGGUUUCACUGUUUUUGCCAUGCAGGUUAGACAGCUAUGGCAAGGAAAGGCCAACUACAAUAAAGAAAUUCCUCAAAUAUAAGCAUGCUGUGACUUAAUUUAGAUGAUCAAUAUUAAAAACCAACUAACUGCAUAGAUUUUUAGUGGGUAAGUUAUAUCAGAUCCAAACCAGAGGAUAGUUACAAAGCUCUUUUUUAAUGCGACUUGCAACUUAGUGUUUAUCACAAAUUAGGUGGAACCUCCACUGAAAACACAGAAUGGGUUUCUAUACUUGAGCUGGACCAUAGCUUGUGGGAAAUAUUGACACAGAAUUCUGUAACAAAACAGAAGUUAACAUGGAAAAAAUAAAAAGGAAUACAAUAUCCUCUGAAUCUCACGCUAGCUCAUUCUUUAAACACCCACAGUUGCCAGGAUUGGCCUGGGUUGAAAGCCAGAAACAGUUUAGUUUUCCUUUACAGCUGGCAAGGGGCCUAACCACUCAGGUCAUCACAUAAUGCUUCCUAGAAUCUGCACCAGCCAAAAGGAAUUGGGAAGUAGAGCUGGCAAUUGAAACAAGGUACUCUGAUUUGGUAUAUGGACUAACUGUAUCUCAAGUACUAGGCCAAAUGCCUGCCUCUGGAAUAUGCUUAACUAUGAAGCUGUUAGCUAGUUAAUUCAAAGGUUAAGAGUAGACUGUUCUGCAAGGUGAAUAACCUGUUUAAGAAUAUGGUGGGUUGGAUACAACAGUACAGGUAAUUUAAAGUUGGGUACCUGACAUCCAAAUCCACUGCCUUUCUAAGAGAAUAAUCUCUAGUCAGAUAAUUCUCUGUCCCUAGUAUUCCCAUCUCUCUCUAGCUAUGUAUGUCUAUGACGCUUUCUAGCAGUAUAAUUCUUCCAUUGUCUCCAAACCCCUAAAUGUUGAGGGAUGGGGUUGUGAAGAGCAGAGAUGCGAAGUAUGUGAAAACUGAACCCUUAUUUUGGAUAUCUAUUUAUAUACUUGAUAAUUCUCUACUCGUCAUGUUGGCAAAUCUGACCCUAUCAAAGACUAUCCAGCAAAUACUUCUGGUUGUUCUCAGUGUAACUCGCUCUCCUGGAAACUGGGUAAGGAAUGGACUGCAGGGAAUAAUUUCUGGUAGGUGAUAAAUAGAAGAUCAAAUAUUCCAGAGGCUUACAUCAGAAUGAUAUCAUAUUACUGAUUAGGCUGUUUCCUGCAAAGGUGACAGGGAAAAGUAAUCCCUGAAAAUUCCGGAAAAGGAAUUCUAUACAUGCACGACCACAAGUGGAGAAACACUGUUGUGUUAAUGUUUACAUUGACACGUACCAUACAGAUGUAUCAUCAUCACCAUAUGCUGCGAAAUUUCAGGAAAUUGGUUCAGAACAAAACAUCAUGGUGAACAAUCUACCACUUUUCUCCUGUCAACAUUUUCUUCCGUAUUAUUUCUUUGCUUCCAUAUAGUAAGUGGAUUUCCUCAGAGGACUGAAUUGUGAUUAUAAGAGUGUCCGAAGUAGUAGCUUAACUAAUGGCUAACAUUUAAAAAUACUUCUUGUUGUAUUUUGAUUAAUAUAUACUCAUAGAUUAAAUAUGAGAUCAUAAAGCUCCAUAGAAAAUGGCAAAUCUAAAAAUAUUUCUAGUUUACAUCUAGUUCUCAAAAUAGGGGUUAAAGUUCUUUAUCACAUAGUAGAGUGGUACUGCUUAAUUCAGGAUUAAAAAUUGUUUCUGUGCUAAUUAUUGCUUGCUGUCUUUGCCUUGUUACCUGCCUUUUGUGUAAAUGUGUCAGGACAUGUACUAACAUAAAAAUAAUGGUAUCUUAACAAUUAUAAAAUAUUUACCUAGCUACUUCUUGUUGGCCUCAGGUAGUAGAGUAAGUCACUUGACUUACUUUGUAGUUCUGGUGUUUCAGUUGCCUUCUUAUUGCUCAAAUACGGCCUGCUUUCUUUUAUUACUUAUAUAUAUAUUUAUUAUUUAUAUUUAGCUGUUACAGAUAACAAAUGCACCCCCAAGAGGCACAUACUUUGCUUAGCUCCAUCCCAGUAGUGGGGUUUCUAGUUCUUAGAUUGAUCAUCAGUGGUACCCUGUGAGUGUUGCUCAAAAGGUGGAAAUGUCAAGAAAAUGGAGUACGUCUGAUUAGUAGCAAGGAAUUAGUUGAGAGAUCAUGUUAAACCAGAUUUUUAGAUGUGCCGGUAACUGAUCCUUAGAAGUGGUUGUAGACAUUAUUCCCUCACCUCAUGCAUGCUUUUUAGGGAAUAACUGCAAUGCACUACUUGUUACCACCCGCCCCAAGAGACUGAAAGAACUAGUUCCUAUUUUAUAAGACAGUGUAACUUUUAUUUAUUUAUCUUUUAACUGAAAAGAGAAUCACCUGCUUAUUCACUAUCCAAAUGCCCACAAUAACUUGGGCUAAGGUAGGGGAAGCCAAGAGCCGAGAACCCAACAACCGCUGCCUUCUAGGGUCCGUAUGAACAGAAUGCUGGAGUAAGAAAACGAGUGGAGGCUCAAGCAUGGCACUCCAGUGUGGUGUGGAGGCUUCUUAACCAAUGUCAGCCAUUGUGUGAAGUGCCCCAGAACAGCUUAAUUUGCCAGAAAUAAUCAUAGUUCUUGAGACGCAGAAUAUAUAUAA
Molecule: messenger RNA, 7735 nt
Organism: Ochotona curzoniae (black-lipped pika)
Lineage: Eukaryota; Metazoa; Chordata; Mammalia; Lagomorpha; Ochotonidae
Gene: ZFP62
Product: ZFP62 zinc finger protein
Exons: 2
Coding region: 1923-4172 (749 amino acids)
Biological process (GO): regulation of transcription by RNA polymerase II
Cellular component (GO): nucleus
Molecular function (GO): RNA polymerase II transcription regulatory region sequence-specific DNA binding; DNA-binding transcription factor activity, RNA polymerase II-specific
Source: RefSeq, a predicted model, not a curated record